Messenger RNA from Cylindrotheca closterium, 1104 nucleotides. The record is from the annotation of a GenBank genome assembly. Lineage: Eukaryota; Bacillariophyta; Bacillariophyceae; Bacillariales; Bacillariaceae.
AUGGAUUCAUUUGAUAAUGUUUGGUCAUCCGAAAAAGCCCUCAAGAAAUUGGAAGCGACUGGUAUCCUCGAAGUGUACUUUCGAUGUUUGCCUGCGAUGCAACAACUCGAUCAUAGAGUCAUGGAUAUACUCAUCGAGAUUCAGUAUUGUCCUAUCCUUUUGAACAAAAAGUGCAAGAGAGGGUCACCUUGUGGAGAGGCUCUGUGGGCAAUUCUAGAAGGGAACGAUGGUAGGCCAGAUCUUAUCAAGAAAAUGCAAAGGAUUCACAAGUUUGUGGAAUUGUCAGUCGUCGAUCCUUUCCGCGUAAGACACGCGACAUGCGGUUGCUGCGGCAUUGGUGAUACAUCCGCAGCCUUUCAAAAGUCGUUGAUGAAAUGCAGCCGUUGCAAAACCGCUCUAUAUUGCUCCAAAGUAUGUCAACGAUCUCACUGGUCAGAACACAAACUGGUUUGCAUUCCCAUUGCCGAGGCUAACGAGGACCACAAGAACGCAAGCGAAACGAUCUCUGAGAAUUGGAUGAUCAAGAACUACUCAAAAGUGAUGGUUCAGAUGAUUGUGGAAUGUCAGAAGACGGGCCUGAAGAUGAAAGAUAUGGUGUUGGAGCUUGACUUUAUGGAAAACAAGGACGGAAUCAUUCCUGCCGUGGAAGAUCCAGCUAUUUUCAAGAUUGCACCAAUUCGAACUUAUAUCGAAGGGUCUCGGCCAGAUGAACUCGAUUGGUAUGGGAAAAAAGAGAACCAAGAGACCUACGAGCAAAGAAUGAAGAGCACCAUUUCGUCCUUGACACCAGACAAACAAACUACCAAAGAAUCUGCUGCUGUCCUUAUUCGUUAUGCUCGUCGUGUAACUUGCCUCAAUCACGAUGACAACCUCACAGAGGAGGCUCUUGGUGACUAUCGGGAUGCUCUACAGGGAUGUUUUGAUCAAGUGGGCGAAUCUUACGAUGCUGACGGUGACGGCGGCUCAGAUGAAGGUGGAUAUUACUCUGAUGAUGAUGAUGAUGAUGCAUACGUCUAUGGAAAUUCCAUGGAGGAAAUAUUGCUCAAGUGUCUAUCAAACCCAAGUUCGAAUGUGUCAGCAGGUGCUGCAUUUGCCUACAAUUAA